Puma concolor (puma) is the source of this 1689-nucleotide messenger RNA. NCBI's taxonomy places the organism in Eukaryota, Metazoa, Chordata, Mammalia, Carnivora, Felidae. The record is from RefSeq and is a predicted model, not a curated record.
AUGAAUAACCUGAGGAAAGAGCUGGUGUUCACCCUGCUGUUUUGUGGGGCAGCCCUCACCUUGCCCAGCCAGAAAUCACUUGCAUUCAGAAGAGGAGCCAGAUCUUACAGAGUGACCUGCAGGGAUGAAAAAACACAGAUGCUGUACCUGCAGAAUGAGUCGUGGCUGCGCCCCGUACUCAGAAGCAACCGGCUGGAAUACUGCUGGUGCAACAGCGGUCGCUCGCUGUGCCACUCGGUGCCCGUCAGAAGUUGCAGCGAACCGAGGUGCUUCAAUGGGGGGACGUGCCGGCAGGCUCUAUAUUUCUCAGAUUUUGUCUGCGAGUGUCCUGAAGGGUUUUCAGGGAAACGCUGUGAAAUAGAUGCCAGUGCCACAUGCUACAAGGACCAGGGUAUCACCUACAGGGGCACGUGGAGCACAGCAGAAAGCGGGGCCGAGUGUAUCAACUGGAACAGCAGCGUACUGGCCCUGAAGCCCUACAAUGGACGCAGGCCAAACGCCAUCAUGCUGGGCCUUGGGAACCACAAUUACUGCAGGAACCCAGACAGAGACUCAAGGCCCUGGUGCUACGUCUUCAAGGCAGGGCAGUACAGCACUGAGUUCUGCAGCACGCCGGCCUGCCCCAAGGAAAAAAACGGAGACUGCUACUUUGGAAAAGGGUUAGCAUACCGUGGCACCUACAGCCUCACCACAUCUGGUGCCUCCUGCCUCCAGUGGAGUUCCAGGGCCCUGAUAGGCAAGGUCUACACAGCGUGGAAGAACAACGCCCAGGCACUGGGCCUGGGCAAACACAACUACUGCCGGAACCCAGAUGGAGAUGCCAAGCCCUGGUGCCACGUGUUGAAGGACCACAAGUUGACGUGGGAAUACUGUGAUGUGCCCCAGUGCUCCACCUGUGGGCUGAGACAGUACAAGCAGCCUCAGUUCCGCAUUAAAGGAGGACUCUACGCAGACAUCACCUCUCAUCCGUGGCAGGCUGCCAUCUUUGUCAAGAACAGGAGGUCACCAGGGGACAGGUUUUUGUGUGGCGGAAUACUGAUCAGUUCCUGCUGGGUCCUGUCUGCUGCGCACUGCUUGCAGGAGAGGUAUCCUCCCCACCACCUUAAGGUGGUCCUGGGCAGAACGUACCGAGUGGUCCCUGGAGAGGAGGAGCAGAAAUUUGAAGUAGACAAAUACAUCAUCCAUAAGGAAUUUGAUGACGACACUUACGACAACGAUAUUGCACUGCUGAAACUGCAGUCAGACUCGCUACAGUGUGCCCAGGAGAGCGACACUGUCCGCACCGUCUGUCUCCCUGAAGCUGAUCUGCGCCUGCCUGACUGGACAGAAUGCGAGCUGUCUGGCUACGGCAAGCACGAGGCGUCUUCUCCUUUCUAUUCUGAGCGGCUGAAGGAGGCUCAUGUCAGGCUGUACCCAGCCGGCCGCUGCACGUCACAACACUUGUUUAACAGAACCGUGACGAACAAUAUGCUGUGUGCUGGAGACACACGAAGUGGUGGGAACCAGGCAAACCUCCAUGAUGCCUGCCAGGGUGACUCAGGUGGCCCCUUGGUGUGUAUGAAGGACAACCACAUGACUCUAGUUGGCAUCAUCAGUUGGGGCCUUGGCUGUGGGCAGAAAGAUGUUCCAGGUGUAUAUACCAAGAUUACUAAUUACCUAGACUGGAUUCAAGACAAUAUGCGACCAUGA